Messenger RNA from Stegostoma tigrinum, 2888 nucleotides. It is a transcript of the gene zc3h14, whose product is annotated as zinc finger CCCH-type containing 14. Bases 396 to 2516 code for a protein of 706 amino acids. Lineage: Eukaryota; Metazoa; Chordata; Chondrichthyes; Orectolobiformes; Stegostomatidae. The record is from RefSeq and is a predicted model, not a curated record. Gene Ontology annotation, molecular function: poly(A) binding; metal ion binding. The transcript is spliced from 17 exons. Gene Ontology annotation, biological process: regulation of mRNA stability. Gene Ontology annotation, cellular component: nucleus; cytoplasm.
AACGCGAACUGAGCGCGGUUUUGGAUUUCGCGGAGGAGGACUAAUGCGAAUGACAGCCCGUAGUUCCCCGGCUGCUGCGCCGUUGCCGAGACACCGACAGGGAGAAGGAGACCGGGGCCAGGGCGAGGAGCCACGUUUGAGGGAUGGAGAUAGGAACCGAAAUCAGUCGCAAGAUCAGAGUCCUUGAUUAACAAGAGGAUUUAUCUAUCUCUGCCUUAAAGACAUUCAAUGACUCGACCUUCACAGACUUUUGUGGCAAUGGGUUCUACAGUUUCGCCACCCUCUGGGUGAAGAAAUUUCUCCUCAUCUCGUUCUAAAGUGUUGUCCUUUCACUCUGAGAUGUGCCUCGGCCCUUAGUCUCCAACUAAUGGAAACACUCCCUCCCAUUCUUUUAAAUGCCCUUGAAUACAGACCCAGAGGCUUCAACUGCUCAUCAUAUGACUGCCAUUAAGGGAAAGCUGCAGGAACUUGGGGCUUAUGCAGAUGAAGAGCUACCCGAUUAUAUCAUGGUUAUGGUAGCCAACAAAAAGACCCAAGACCAGAUGGCAGAAGAUCUUGUUCUUUUUCUGGGAAAUAACACUGUCAAAUUUACUGCAUGGCUGCAUGGUGUCCUUGACAAACUACGUUCUGUUACAGUUGAACCCACCACUUUGAAACAGCAAUCAAAUUACUCCGAUUGUAAUCUGUUAUCAACGGAAAAAACUCAAGCAGCAGUUAGUGGAAGCAUUGAUCAAAACAACGAUGUUCGUAUUCUUGCUGUUUCUAGCACACUUUCUGAGAGAAAUGAUUCUCGUGUUUCUACCAGCUCAUUACAAGAACAGGCAGUGCCUGCUAUCAGAACACCUGUGGAAAGGAGCACACCUCAGUUAACGUCUGCAGUGAAGCCUUUGAUGGAGCUGGUCUCCUCUGAAGCAGUAAUUGAUAUCAAACCUGAACCAGAUGAUCUAAUAGAUGAGGAUCUUAACAUUUUACAGGAAUUUCCAUCAUCAUCUAAGAAGAAACCUGUGGUGCCAGUUAGCUACAAUGUGUCUCGUCCUUCACUUGAAGUCUUCAGACCAGAAGAAAAUGUUUUACAUCCAUGUAGGUCAACUGAGAAUAACAUUCAGUCAUUCAGGGUUCCUCAGAACAAUGUGCAACUGUGUAAAUUAGGAGAAGGAAACUUCUACGACUGUAGAUCAUUAGAAAACCCUGGCCAUGCUUACAGAUCAUAUGAAAGCAGCUUGGAAACUUCCAACAGAUUAUCAGAAAGUGAUGUACAGCUUUGUAGGCCAUCAAAGCCUCAUUCUGAUCGACCAAGUAGAGAUGAUGAGAAUUCCAGGAAGAGAAAGGCAGCAAUCAUCAGUUCUGUGGUUAAAGUAAGUAAAACUAGUGAUGGUGAGGAAGAUGAUGAUGAUUAUGGCACAAGAACAGGAAGUCUUCCCAGCAGUAUUUCUGUGCCAGCAAAGCCUGAAAGAAGGCCUACUUUACCACCUUCCAAGCAGGCCAAUAAGAAUCUAAUCCUAAAAGCUAUCACAGAAGCCCAGAAAUCUGUAAGCAAGACAACAAACUAUCCACCAGUAGUUUCUCAGAGACAGACCGUACCUGUGGCUCCUAGAACUCGAGCUGUAUGUGAAAGCAAUGAAAUUGAAGUGAUUAAUGUAGAAGACAAAUCAGAUCAACAUGGCAUACAACUGCAAAUUGAUAAAGCUGAACAGCCUGUACAAAAGCUUUACUUGAAGUCAAUAGAAGCAAGACCAGGUGGUGAUACUAGAUCAUUUAUCUUGAAGAAGCCUGUAUUGGAAGGAGUUGAACCCAAAUGCCAGGGAAAAGUUGCUGUUUAUAUUGAAGGUGUAUCAACAGAACAAGAUCGUGUGGUACAGGCCAAAGAUCAACGUGACUCUGAGGAAUCAAGUCCUAAAUUUAUUGUGACAUUGGAUGGCAUUCCAAGUCCUCCUGGAUAUAGCUCAGAACAAGAGGAGGAGACUGAAAUAAUGGAGCAAGGGGGCCUUUUGCAAGAGGCUGGAAGGAAAUACAGAUUGUCAAUGCAGAAUGCUGCUCAGUCAUUGAAGGAGUCUGAUGAAGAAAUUGAUGACCACAACUUUCGAGUAAAACGGCAGAAAGUUCUAGAGCGAUGCAAGUAUUGGCCUGCAUGUAAAAAUGGUGAUGAAUGUAUGUAUCAUCAUCCAGUAGCUUCAUGCAAAACAUUUCCAAAGUGUAAAUUUGGGGACAAGUGCCUGUUUAUUCAUCCAAAUUGCAAAUAUGACUCUAAGUGUAUUCGGUCAGACUGUCCAUACACACAUGCAAGCAAAAGGACUGCAGUACUACAAAAACAGUCAGCACCUGCAACAAGUCCAAGCAGUUCUUUGUGUCGAUUCUUUCCAGAUUGCAAAAAAGUGGAGUGCCCUUUUAUCCAUCCAAAGCCGUGUCGAUUCAACACCCACUGUAAGAGAGCUGACUGCACAUUCUACCAUCCUGCAGUUACAUUACCUCCUCGCCAUGCAUUAAAAUGGACCAGAUCUCAACAAAAUGGUGAAUGAUCGGUUUGGAUUGUGCUUGAUCGCAUAUUGUGGAUAUACAGCUGCAAAUAUUUGAAGAUGUAGCAUUUUACAAUUUUGUAUUCUUUUUGAAUAUUGUUUAACAUUGAAAAUCAAAAGAUUUUGAUGUUAAAAGUAACUUUCUCCCCAGUGUGAAUUGGCUUGAUUAUUUUUCCCAUGCAUAGAUGCAGCCUCACUAAGAUUAUUCAGUGGUGGGUUUUAAAGGUACAUUUUGUAACUUGUUUGUGCUGUUCUAGAGUUUUCUACUGGAUGAUGAAAUAUCUAAAGAGGAAAUGCCAUUGCCUGAUGUAACAUCCCUUUUGUUAACAAAAUUAUUCUACAGUAAAAAUUGAUUUAAGGCGCUUGUUUAAUGAA